AUGGUCGCGUUCUCGAGUGCGCAUGUGCGGCACAAGAGCACGUCCCGAGCAGGCAUUGUUUAUCCACACCAGUCUAACGUAGCUACGCGCUACCUUCUUACCUUUGCGUUUUCUGCAUCCACAUCUGCUUCUGUUGUGGACAUAUACCCGAAGAAAACCGGACUGACCACGGCAGCAUCGGAUCCAAAGGCAUGAUGAAGACGUUCACGCUGGAAGGUGCUGCCAAAAGAAGUUCACGCCGGGGUUGGUGAUACCCCGAGGUGCUGAACUUGGGAGGAUGUCGGCGACGUGCUACUGUACACAUCAGGGCCGGCCAGAUGUCCGCGCGUGUAAAUACAUUACAUGCUUGAGGUAUCCUGCUAGUUUCAUUGCACGUAGAUGUCUAUCUGUGUGGGGAGAACCAGGGCCGACAAAGGUGGUGGCCAGAUGGUGUCACAGGGCAACAUAUCAUGGGGGCGCACGCCAGGUACCAUUGAGUUUCAUGGUGCCCCACUGUCAUUUUUUUCUUUUGUGGUGCCUGCAAUCCGGCCGCGUGGUUAGUGGACUCUUAUAAUGGAUCGAUUCUGUAGGCUACCAUAUUUACACUGCUUUUCAAAUCAUAUCUUGCACCUGGUCAAACAUUGGGAAUUGGCGAACUUUUUUGUAAGGGAUCCUCUUUUUGCGUUUGCGAAGGGUGGCAUUGCACAAGGAUAUACCAUGCAAUUUUAUGGCUCACCAAAGCUCCUCCUUCGCAAGAAAUCCGUUUGGUACGGUAUACACGUACCGUUUGGGACGGUAUACACGUACGCUACUUUCAAAGGGCUAAUUGUUACCUAGUUGUCGGGUAUGGGAUAUCUUACAAAAGUUACCCAGUGACGGGUAGGGUAUGAUGUUGUGGGAAAACACGCGUAGCAAUCCCUUAGGAAUAUCUGAGAGUGCAGAUCGAAACGUGGGAAGGAGCUGCUGGUACGCAUCAGCUGCCAGCAAAGACGCAGGGAAAGGCGAUCGACGGAGCCGACCGCUCAGCGUUUUCUGUCGAUACGGUUGUUCACGUUGUCCCGACGGUAUGACAGUUCCGUUUUGUCCUUUUUUGUGUUGUGACCUUAUAUGACAUGUGUGGCGUUGGCAGUUUUUCUGGGACUACAACAAGUAUUCCUUUUGUUUCUAUGUGUUCGUAGGCCACUUUUUCCCUUACUCUACCCUUUCCUUGUAGUUGGGUCAACGAUGGUCUUGCGACUCAUCGUGUGAGGUGUGGGAAGGUGAAUAUUGGUAUUUUGGAGCUCCACAUGCCCGACCCUUCCAUAUUGGGAUUCAACAAUAAAUUGUCAAGUUCCGAGGUUUCUAUCUGGGUAUGAGCACCUCCAGGAUAGGCUGUGUUGUUGUGGGAUUUGAAUUUCCUCGAAGAGACAGAUACGGUCCCUAGCACUCAGAACGGUAAAAAACAACGUGAAUGAACAAUGGUUUUUCAGUCCGA
This is a messenger RNA of Ectocarpus sp. CCAP 1310/34, 1453 nucleotides long. Lineage: Eukaryota; Phaeophyceae; Ectocarpales; Ectocarpaceae. The record is from the annotation of a GenBank genome assembly.